Messenger RNA from Physeter macrocephalus (sperm whale), 650 nucleotides. It is a transcript of the gene CRABP1, whose product is annotated as cellular retinoic acid binding protein 1. Gene Ontology annotation, biological process: fatty acid transport. Lineage: Eukaryota; Metazoa; Chordata; Mammalia; Artiodactyla; Physeteridae. Gene Ontology annotation, cellular component: nucleus; cytosol. The coding region runs from base 1 to 414 and encodes 137 amino acids. Gene Ontology annotation, molecular function: retinoic acid binding; fatty acid binding. The record is from RefSeq and is a predicted model, not a curated record. The transcript is spliced from 4 exons.
AUGCCCAAUUUCGCCGGCACCUGGAAGAUGCGCAGCAGCGAGAAUUUCGACGAGCUGCUCAAGGCGCUGGGUGUGAACGCCAUGCUGAGGAAAGUGGCCGUGGCGGCUGCGUCCAAGCCGCACGUGGAGAUCCGCCAGGACGGGGAUCAGUUCUACAUCAAGACAUCCACCACGGUGCGCACGACUGAGAUCAACUUCAAGGUCGGAGAAGGCUUUGAGGAGGAGACAGUGGACGGACGCAAGUGCAGGAGUUUAGCCACUUGGGAGAAUGAGAACAAAAUCCACUGCACACAAACUCUCCUGGAGGGGGACGGCCCCAAAACCUACUGGACCCGCGAGCUGGCCAACGACGAGCUCAUCCUGACGUUCGGCGCCGAUGAUGUGGUCUGCACGAGGAUUUAUGUUCGGGAGUGAAGGCGGCUGGCUUGCUCCUGCUUUGGGGGUGGAUUCAUGUUCCCCCGAGGAAUGUCAUAGUUCUGAGCUGCCAGUGGACCUCCUCUUCCCCAGUAUCAACAUUAGGUGAUCCCGUUUUCCCCACGAUAAUGCUGUAGUGUUUCCCCCCAAGGCUUCGUGCCUCUGUGUCCCUGGUGCUCCAUAGUUUGGCAUCUCUAUGGUUUCAUCAGCCAUUAAACUGGUUGUACACACCUCAA